GCCCGGUGCGUGAUGACGUCAGCGGCGGCGUGCCCCUGUGCCUGAGCCGCGGAGACCCCGCAGCGAGCUGCCAACGCCCGGCGGAGACUCUGAGGCUUUUCGUCUUGCUGUCUAGGCCGCGAUCGAUCCUUGCAGCGCUGGUGGCUUGCCUUUGCUGCUGAACAAGGGAAGGGUGGUUCCAGCUGCUCUGGUUCCUUCCUGGGGUUAGGUUCACAUUGGAGUUGAUACUCUAGCAGACUUCAGCUAUGCAGACGAUUAAGUGUGUAGUCGUGGGUGAUGGUGCUGUUGGUAAAACAUGUCUCUUAAUUUCUUACACAACAAAUAAAUUCCCAUCGGAAUAUGUACCAACGGUGUUUGAUAACUAUGCUGUAACAGUGAUGAUUGGAGGAGAGCCUUACACCCUAGGCCUCUUUGAUACUGCAGGUCAGGAAGAUUAUGAUAGAUUACGACCCCUCAGCUAUCCGCAGACAGAUGUAUUUCUGGUCUGUUUUUCAGUGGUCUCUCCUUCUUCGUUUGAAAAUGUGAAAGAAAAGUGGGUACCUGAAAUUACUCACCACUGUCCAAAGACUCCUUUUCUGCUUGUUGGGACCCAAAUUGAUCUAAGAGAUGAUCCUUCGACAAUUGAGAAACUUGCCAAGAACAAGCAGAAGCCCAUAACUCCAGAGACGGCUGAAAAACUGGCCCGGGACCUGAAGGCCGUCAAAUACGUGGAGUGCUCUGCACUUACGCAGAAAGGCCUAAAGAAUGUAUUUGACGAGGCGAUAUUGGCCGCCCUGGAGCCUCCGGAGCCGAAGAAGACUCGCAGGUGUGUGCUGCUAUGAACGUCCCUCCACAGCCCUUUCUGCAAAGCUGGUGUUUGAUGUCAUACUAAAAGCAAUGUUUAAAUCAAACUAAAGAUACAAAUUUUAAAAUUUGUUUUUGCAAUAAUGACAAAUGCCCUGCACUCCCAUCUCCCCCACACGAUCCCUGUGUGAGAUGAGAAUGUUAGUGUUUAUUCCCCAGUGCCCCUUCAAUUCAGUUAAAGACUAGUUAAUUUUGAAUAAUUAUGUAUUAUCAGAAAACACUGAUCAGUACUAGUUUUUUAUUUUGUUUACUGUUUCUAAUUUUUGUUUAAAAUCCAGGCAUGCUUGUGAUGACUUUUUCUGUAACAGACUAAUUCUGGGCUGUUUUAAUGAAGCCUUGUCCCUUAUGCCAAUCUGGCAAGACUUGGUUCUGGUUUCAAGAACUUCUGGGGCUGUUCUUCAGCCAGCCAGCCAGCGGCCUGGGUGUGAGCAUACGUUAGUACUAAAGACAAAUUCAGGAAACUAGGAUGUCCCAACCUGGUGCUCCUCUAAGGAAGAGUGUAGAAGAAGUAUCUGCAUCUCCUCUGAAGUUGCCUUGUAUCUCUUUCCCUGGCUUUCCACUGGGCAGGUCAUAAAUUUCUACCCGUUCCUCUAAGUUAUGAAGUUCUAAGAACAGGAGAAAUCUUUUCUCUAGAUGCACCAUCAGACUUGAAACUAGCUUGCCAGUCUCUUCCUUAACUUUGACGACAUAAGCUUUUGUCACAUUGUGAAGAAAUAACUGCACCUUUUUAAGUAUGCCCAACUGAUUCAGUUGGCUUUUAACAAAUCCAUCUUCUGCCAAUCCUUAAUUGUUCGGGAAAUGCUUACAGUUACCAGCAUAUACACUGUUGUUCGAACAGUUUGAAAGGACCUGGUGUAUAUUAAAAUGAGUCCUGGAGCUGUGGCUGUGGUGCAUCUCUUACUGGAUGGUCAGGCAUCCUUCAAGGAGGGGUGGAAAGACAGACCUGUGUCAGUGGAAAGGACCCGCAGGGAGGGAUUUCUAGUGUUUAGUGUGGCACCAUAUAGGGACCAGUUAAAGGAAUCCCCCUUUUCUGCAUUGUGCUUGCAAGUAACCUUGGAACCUGUAAGAUGGGCUCCAGCCCAAUCAGGAUUGUGUGCAAGAUCUUUGCUUAGACUGCAGUGUUUGUAGGGAUUUUACCAAAACUGUAUUUUGGCUUGCAAAUUCAAAUUUUUUAAGACUUAGGGAAUCUUCUCCAUUUUCCCAAAUUUCUAAUUCUUGUAGAUUCAUUAGUGUUGAACCAGUGCUUUUCACGUCGAAGUUCUUUGUAUAUGCAUUCUUUUCAGAUGUAUUAAACAUAAAAUAUCUUCACAA
This is a messenger RNA of Dromaius novaehollandiae (emu), 2154 nucleotides long. RefSeq names its product cell division cycle 42 (gene CDC42). Bases 246 to 821 code for a protein of 191 amino acids. The transcript has 7 exons. Gene Ontology annotation, cellular component: dendritic spine. Lineage: Eukaryota; Metazoa; Chordata; Aves; Casuariiformes; Dromaiidae. Gene Ontology annotation, biological process: regulation of filopodium assembly; endocytosis; Cdc42 protein signal transduction. The record is from RefSeq and is a predicted model, not a curated record. Gene Ontology annotation, molecular function: protein kinase binding; GTPase activity; GTP binding.